Molecule: messenger RNA, 2433 nt
Organism: Gymnogyps californianus (California condor)
Lineage: Eukaryota; Metazoa; Chordata; Aves; Accipitriformes; Cathartidae
Product: retinoic acid-induced protein 3-like
Exons: 4
Coding region: 79-1149 (356 amino acids)
Biological process (GO): G protein-coupled receptor signaling pathway
Cellular component (GO): plasma membrane; extracellular exosome; intracellular membrane-bounded organelle
Molecular function (GO): protein kinase activator activity; G protein-coupled receptor activity
Source: RefSeq, a predicted model, not a curated record
CCUGUUGCCUUCUCCAGGCAGGACCCAGAAAGCUUUGGGGAAACAUUUCACGGGGAGGUUGUUCAAGAAGGCGAGAAGAUGGCAACAUCGCCUCCCCGAGGCUGCGGCAGCAUCGAUGCUGACUAUUACCUGCUCUGUGACGUGGAGAAGGCCUGGGGGAUUGUCCUGGAGUCUCUGGCUGCAGCUGGCAUCCUCAUCACCAUUUUCCUCAUCUGCUCGCUCUUCUUUCUCAUCUGUAAAGUCCAAGACAACAGCAAGCGGCACAUGAUCUCCGUCUAUUUCUUCUUUCUCUUAGGCACGCUUGGCAUUUUUGGUCUCACUUUUGCCUUCAUCAUUAAACUCAAUGACAGGACUCGCCCUACUCGCUUCUUCCUAUUUGGAGUCAUCUUUGCUCUCUGCUUCUCAUGCCUCCUCACCCAUGCCUGCAACCUCAACAAACUAGUGAGAGGAAGAAAGCCCUUCUCCUGGCUGAUGUUGCUGCUCCUCAUUGUUUCCUUUGCCCUGGUACAAGUUGUGAUCAGCAUUGAGUACUUAGUCACCAUGCUAGUAAACCAGAAAGACAAAUUUCUGAAUAUGUCUCCGGAGGAGACCAACAAGGACUUUGUCUUGCUUUUGAUCUACGUGCUCUUCUUGAUGGCUCUGACCUUCUUGGUUUCCAUGUUCACAUUCUCUGGGUCAUACAAAAGCUGGAAAAGGCACGGGGCACACAUCUUUGUCACUGUCCUGUUCUCAAUUGCCAUUUGGGUAGUGUGGAUCACUAUGCUCACAAAAGGCAACACGGUUUUAAGCAAACGUAGCUGGGAUGAUCCUGUCGUGGCCAUUGCUCUGGUGUCCAAUGGAUGGAUCUUCCUGAUAAUGUAUAUCAUCCCUGAAAUUUGUUUCCUCACUGCCCCUCUGAAGCUGGGGGACUACCCUCCAGAAAAUGACUUCUGCCAACCCCAGUUCAUAAAGCAGACAACUGGAGUGGACAACCGUGCCUACACCCAAGAUGAAAUUGUGCAAGGAGACACAGGAGACCUCAGCUACUCCCCAUACUCUUCUCACUUUCAGAUGAAGACCAUCAAACCCCAAAAUGAUUUCUCCAUUCCUCGGCCCAAGGCCCGGACAAGCCCAUACCAUGACUACACUGGUGGGAAAAGCCCCAUGUAGCAGCUUCACAGCGACGAAAAAGACUAAGCACCUGUCAGCAGAGGCGUGGGGAAUGGGCCACAUGGUGACAAGUGAGUUGAUCCUGCAGAAGAGACAGAGUUAACCCACACUGGCAAAAGAGGAGAGGGGUCCUCUUUUCCCUGCACAGGCACCCUUGUAGCCCCCUCUCAUUCCUCAAACGCAGCUUUCAGACACCGCUCUGGCCAUCCUGUCCCUGCUCACUCUGUUUCUCCAUGGGCUGGAGCUCGUCUCUUCUGACAGAGGAACGUGCUGGGAAGAGCCUGUCCUGGCCUAUUUUCAGCAGGAAUGCUGUAGGGCUAGAGCAUCAGGAAGAUCAUCAGCCAGGUCUGCAACCAGCUCUGCCCCAGCCAGGACUCACUUUGAUCAGCUCGUGGGGAUGCCUGCACCCCACAUCUGAUGGGAGAAGAGGCAGGAGCAGGAGCAUCAGCCCUAUACAUCCCCACUCCUGCCCACCCGUGAACACAUCUCGGGUACUACUGAGGACACACUUAUCUAUCCACCGUUAUUUUUGUGCCCACUCCCAGCCCUGCCUAGCUCUCCUCCAGAGAUCAGUGGAGAAGAGACACAGAGAGAGAGAGAGAGAGAGAGAGUAUUUCUUUUUUCUUCUUCAUGUUCACUUCCAGCCCCUUCCUCAUCACCUAGAGACCACAGUGGAGAGGGGGAAGAAAAUUUAAAAACAUCUACACCUAUUUACCCUGACACAUUUUCUGAUUUGUGCUCUAGCAUUGGCCUCCCUCCUAGCUCUGACUCCUGAGCACAUGCUCCAGUUGAGCUCCCCAGGGUGCCUGCCCAAACCCACAAACCCUCCCUCCCCACCCCUGCCACCCCAGGCUUUGGAUCCCUGCAGGCGAAACCUCUUCCAUGCAGGUGCUUGCAAUACCCUGGUGGGAUUUAAUCCCGUGCACCUUGGAGCUCUGCCUCCUCCCGAGCGUGUCUGUGGCAUUAGAAUGAACAUUUUCCAAGCAGCCAGGUUACGGAGGGUGGACAUCCUUCUUCCCAGGAGUAAGCAAUCCUGAGCAUGUGUGUGUGUGUGCGUCCGUGCGUGUGUGUGCUGUGUGGACUGCACCCUGGUGAUGAGCAAUAAGUCUGCAGAGUUGAAUCAUUCUGUAGCCUGCUUUGCAUUUGGUAAAUAGCUUUCCAUGAUAUUUCACAUAUAAAUACGUAGAGCUCUCCAAGUGGGUGUGUAUGGUACACAGGUCUCUGACUCAGCUAUAUAUUUAUUUAGUACUUUGUAUGUGGAAUAUUUAAUUAAUAAAAACUCAA